This is a messenger RNA of Thermothelomyces thermophilus ATCC 42464, 1866 nucleotides long. RefSeq lists its product as uncharacterized. Gene Ontology annotation, molecular function: monooxygenase activity. The record is from RefSeq and is a predicted model, not a curated record. Bases 366 to 1712 code for a protein of 448 amino acids. The transcript has 2 exons. NCBI's taxonomy places the organism in Eukaryota, Fungi, Ascomycota, Sordariomycetes, Sordariales, Chaetomiaceae. Gene Ontology annotation, biological process: secondary metabolite biosynthetic process.
CGGCAUUUCCGUCCCUUCCCCCACAUCCGCUGGCUCACUUGUAAACUCUGUUUAAGGACACGCGAACGACUCCGCCUGUUCUCAUUUGCUACGUUUCAACCUUUUCUAAGUUCCCCGACAUGCCGUAGACGUCGUUCGGGUUGCCGAUCGGACCUCCCGAGGGGCGCGCACGUCCAUGACGCGGCCGGAUUGCAUCCCGUUGCAAAAGCUACCGCGGCGGGGGGGGAACUAAUGAUAUUGUCGGUUGCUUUCCCGCAUCUUGCGCUGAGCACAGAUACGGACACUCGCAUUUUUUUCAAAUAGUUGCUUCAUCCCGCGUGUUUAUCGGAUCGGGUACAUCUAUCCACCCAAGCGCGCAACAAACAAUGAGUGAUCAGGCGAGCGCCGGAGAGGGCAUCCACCUUAUUGUCAUUGGCGCCGGACUCGCGGGGCUGAGCGCCGCCCUGUCGACCAAGCUGGCCAACCCGGCGCACCGGGUGACGGUGUUGGAGGCGGCCAAGGAGCUGCAGGAGAUUGGCGCCGGCCUGCAAAUCACCCCCAACGGCACCCGCUUGCUCGCAGCCUGGUCGCUCUUCCCGCGGCUCGCCCCGCGCGCCGCCGAGCCGCGCUCACUCUCGGUGCGGCGCUACGACGGCACCCGGCUGCUCGCGCACGAGCCCGCGCUGCAGGACAGCGUUCGCGCCCGCUACGGCGGCUACCCCUUCUGGGACCUGCACCGCGUCGACCUGCAGCAGGCCAUGGUCGCGCGCUGCGCCGAGCUCGGCGUCGAGAUCCGCCUGGGCUCGCCCGCGGUGCGGGUCGACUUUGCCGAGGCUCGGGUCCACGUCCUCGGCGACAACGGCGGCGACAACGGCGGCGCCGGAGCCGUCGUCGAGGGGGACGUCGUCCUGCUCGCCGACGGCCUGUGGAGCCGCAUCCGCGGCCAGUUCCUCGGCCGGCCGAGCCCGGCCCUCCCGACCGGCGACCUGGCCUACCGCAUCACCAUCCGGGCCGACGAGCUGGAGGGUGAGGACGCGGAGGAGCUGCGGGCCUUCAUCCGGGACGCGGCGGUCAACUUCUGGAUCGGCCCCCGGUCGCACUGCGUCGGCUACUCGGUCAGCGCCGGCGAGGUCUACAACCUCGUCCUGCUGUGCCCGGACGACCUGCCCGGCGGCGUGGUCAAGCGGGAAGGGGACAAGGACGAGAUGCGGGCCCGGUUCUCCGGCUGGGACCCGCUGCUGGGCAGGCUCCUGAAGCAGGUCCGGGGUGUGGUGCACAAAUGGAGGCUGAUGUGGCUCGACGCGCUGCCCGAGUGGGCCAACGAGGAGGGCACCUUCUUCAUGGCCGGCGACUGCUGCCACCCGAUGCUGCCCUAUCUGGCGCAGGGGGCCAACUCGAGCCUGGAGGACGGUGCCGUGUUCGGGUCGCUGCUGGGGAGGGUCAAGAAGAGCGAGAUGGCGAGGCAGCUGCCCCGCGUCUCGGCCCUGUAUCAGAGGCUGAGGAUCGAGAGGAGCCGCAAGAUCCAGAUCGAGACCUUCAAGCAGAGGGACGACUCCCACAUGGAGGACGGAGAGGCUCAGGAGAGGAGGGAUGCCCUGAUGCUGAGCAUGCUGGGCAAGGAGGUCAAGGCACCCUUCCCGAGCAGGUGGACGUGUCCGGAGAUUCAGGCGUUCCUGUACGGAUACGACGCAUACGCCGAGGCGGAGAAGGCUUAUCAGGAAAAUCCCUUCUGACACUGGAUUGGUUAAUUACAUUUUGUUGUUCGCAUGUCGUUGUCGUAUUAAUUGUACGUACAGUACAUACAGACAAGUCCUCGGCCUGUCUUGCAAUGGCCAACCCUGAUCUGGCUCAAGAAUGUGCAUCAACCCAACAAGGAUAUGAUCCAAU